Lottia gigantea (owl limpet) is the source of this 330-nucleotide messenger RNA. RefSeq lists its product as hypothetical. The transcript has 2 exons. Bases 1 to 330 code for a protein of 109 amino acids. NCBI's taxonomy places the organism in Eukaryota, Metazoa, Mollusca, Gastropoda, Lottiidae. The record is from RefSeq and is a predicted model, not a curated record.
AUGAAUAAUUUUACCAUAACUAAUUUAAAGUUACCAGAAAAUGAUUAUGAUGCUGUUCACAAGAAAUAUUUAAUGGAUCAAUUAAAUUUGAUUAAAGUAAAUAAAGAACAUUUAAAAGAAAGAACAGGCGAUGUGAAAGGUAUAAGUGAAGAUAAAUUAACAACAUUAGAAACUAAACUUAUUGAUAAUAGUGAAAUACAAAAACAAAUAGUUGGUAUUAAACAACAAUUACUUAAUGUAGUAGAUAAAACUCAAUUAGAACAUUUAAAAUUAUUAAUAUCUAAAUUAUAUGAUAAGAUAACAAAACAAAAAAUAGACCUUAAUAGAUAA